AUGAGCUGUGUGUCGAUAACCAUUCUGCUGUGGCUGGCUACAAUGCUACGAACUCAAGUCAUCUGCCAAUUCAGUGGCGGGUCAUAUUGCCCUUGUCUCAAGACAUCAAAUCGGGUUCUCCACAAGGAGAAUAUUGAAAGUUACAUGACACAAAAAGCAGUCUGCCAUAUUGAUGCCGUUUUAUUUAAAACAGUCAGUGGUUUAACUUUUUGCUCCAAUCCACAAAAGCCUUGGGUGAAAAAAGCCAUGGAAUUUGUGGACCAGAAGUUGAUGUCUUCGGAAAUGACAGCACAUCCCAUAAACUCUACAUCAACAUUUAAAAUAACAUCAAAACUGAACACAGCAUCAGACUGGAAUGAACAAGAUGAACAAAGAACUACUUCACCUGAGCUAUUGGAAUUUCCUAACAAAUCAACUGGCCAUUCAUUUUGUCCUUGUUUGAAGAUGUCGGAAGCUGUUCUCCGCAAGGAAGAUAUCAAAAGUUACAAGAUACAUAAAGCAGACGUUUGCCAAAUUGAUACCAUUGAGUUUAAAACAUUCAGCGGUUUAACUAUUUGCUCCAAUCCACAAAAGCUUUGGGUAAAAAUAGCAAUGGAAUUUGUGAACAAGAAGGCAACCCUUGUCAAAAAAUCCUAUUGGAAUUUUAGUUUAUCCUUUAGGAUCUUACUGGAUUCUUAAAAUCCUAUUGGACAAUCUGAUUUAUUUUAAUGGAAUUUUUACUUUGUCCUAUUGGAUUUUAGAAUCUUAUUGGACAUUCUGAUUUAUCUUACAGGAAUUUCACUUUGUCCUAUUGGAUUUUAGAAUCUUAUUGGACAUUCUGAUUUAUUUUAAUGGAAUUUCACUU
Molecule: messenger RNA, 844 nt
Organism: Labeo rohita (rohu)
Lineage: Eukaryota; Metazoa; Chordata; Actinopteri; Cypriniformes; Cyprinidae
Gene: cxcl32b.1
Product: chemokine (C-X-C motif) ligand 32b, duplicate 1
Exons: 5
Coding region: 1-678 (225 amino acids)
Biological process (GO): cellular response to type II interferon; G protein-coupled receptor signaling pathway; cellular response to tumor necrosis factor
Cellular component (GO): extracellular region
Molecular function (GO): chemokine activity; CCR chemokine receptor binding
Source: RefSeq, a predicted model, not a curated record